This is a messenger RNA of Lates calcarifer (barramundi perch), 1788 nucleotides long. It is a transcript of the gene mrps25, whose product is annotated as mitochondrial ribosomal protein S25. Gene Ontology annotation, cellular component: mitochondrion. The coding region runs from base 100 to 618 and encodes 172 amino acids. The record is from RefSeq and is a predicted model, not a curated record. Gene Ontology annotation, molecular function: structural constituent of ribosome. NCBI's taxonomy places the organism in Eukaryota, Metazoa, Chordata, Actinopteri, Centropomidae. The transcript is spliced from 4 exons.
UCAUCAAAACGCGUCUCUCUCCGUGUGCUUGUGCGACACGGUCCAGGCAGCGUCAAGUUUCAAAUGGUAUAUUGCAAGUAAUAAAGGAAUUUGUUUAAAAUGCCUAUGAAAGGAAGGUUUCCGAUCAGGAGGACUCUGGACUACCUGCAGAAGGGCGACAUCAUCUUUAAAAACUCAGUGAAGAUCAUGACGGUGAAUUACAACACACAUGGAGAACUCAGCGACGGAGCAAGAAAGUUUGUAUUCUUCAAUAUUCCUCAGAUUCAGUACAAAAACCCAUGGGUCCAAAUAAUGAUGUUCAAAAACAUGACACCAUCACCAUUCUUGAAGUUCUACCUUGAUGAUGGCGAGCAAGUACUGAUGGAUGUGGAGGGGAAGGACUACAAACAAAUUUCACAACAUGUUAAGAAGAUUUUGGGCAAAUCAGGGGAAGUGUUACAAGCCGAGGCUCAGGCCAAGAUGCAGGCCUCCAACCCGGCCAACUUUGGGCCAAAGAAGUACUUUCUGAGGGAGUGUAUCUGCGAGGUGGAGGGCCAGGUGCCGUGUCCUGGCACCAAGCCGCUCCCCAAGGAGAUGACGGGCAAAUAUAAAUCCCAGAUGGCAGCAUCACAGGAGUAAGAGGCUCAGAAGGAGAGCAGACUAUUACUGAUUCACUGGACAAUAUUAUUAUAUUAUUGUUAUGUUUGAUUUUGUACGAUUACAUAAAAGGACGACCACAUGGCAUAUUUUGUCACAAAUAUGUACAAGUGAAUGGGUCCCACUAGAUUGUCAGUGCUUGAAGUGACACAGUCCGCUCCGUCAAAAAUCCUGCACGGACGCUUAUCAGUGUCGGGACAGUGACACUUUGUGUUUGCAUAUGGAUGAGACUUGGUUUAAUAUUCCUCACAUCUGGAUGUGAGCUGUAUAUUGCAAAUAUAACUCAAAUUUGCCUGUUUGUGUGGCUGUAGUAACCAGUCUCUUGUUUUUGCUACAUGUAAAUUAAAAAAAUCUAAAUUCAAAGAAAACAAUACUAUAUUUUCCCGAGUGGAUCAAGAUAAGACUGAUCAGACACAGGGUCACCACAUUCAUGAAAAAAAGAGAAAUACAACCACAUUUUACUGUAGACAACUUUUUUUAUUGGUGCUGCUGAGAUGGAAUUUUCUAAAGUUAAUAAAUUGAUCUCUGUGUGUCCAAAAUUUUAGUUUUACAGUAUUUUGCAGUUACUGUUUUAAAUGCAGAGUUGUUAGUCAAAUUACUUCCAAAGCGAAAAAUCAAUUGCUAACACACAUGAAGAAGCUCCUCAAGUUAUUCACACUGUCACAAAACAUCUAGUGUCACAUGUUUUGCUCAGUUGUCUGUGGACGUCACAGAUAAGCAGUGUGAGAUUGACGGACAACACAAAACACUUCGAUCCAUGAAGAGAAAUGUGAACAGUCAGACUGACAGGAAAGCACAAUGAGAUUCAUGUAAGGACAGACUUAGCAGCACUGUGAGUGAUAAUACUUGCUGGCAUUCAUGUAGUGUAAAUAUGUCUAAAAUGUUGCUUUGACCUAAGGACUGAAUUCUGUACACACUGGGAUUUCAGUGAAUUCUGGUGCUUUGUUCGUUGACUUGAAGUUGCCUACAAGUGUGCCUUGGCAAAUAGUGUUUAGUAUGUAUAUGGUGAGUGCUGGUUGAGCUGAAUGGAUGAACUUGAAUGAUGAAACUACUCGACAGAUAACAUGCUUUACAUACAGAUCUUCGCUGAUGUCACGGAACAAGAGCGAUGUAUUUAGAGAUUUUAUCACUUUGUCCAAAAAAACAAAACAA